AUGUUCAUUGCAGCUCUUCCCGUGGAAUUGAUCUCAAAGAUAUGUAACCAUUUGGAUUUCCAGCAAUUGGUCGCUCUGAGGUUAUCAUGCCGCGCAUUGUACAAAAGCUCACUGGAGAAUUUCGCGAAGACCUUUUACCGAAAAAUCCGUUUCAUUGUGACUAGCGAAAGUCUCCACGAACUGGAAGAACUAUCCAAGUCAAAUGGUCUCCGCGAGCACGUCCAAGAGCUAUGGAUGAUACCCACUGUGUUCGACGGUACUGAAGAGCCUCUCGGCAUGGUGUCUAUAUCAUCAAAAAGCUGCCGACAAGUCAAUGGCGAUGAGCUGGAAAAUCGGUAUGCUGUCCAUAAAGCCAUGCUUGCAGAUAAUUCCAACCUGCUGGAAUCAGAAGCGCUCAGUGUUCGACUCCGGGAAUGCAUGGAUCGAUUUAAGAACCUCCAAACAAUAGGACUCGCACAUUACAAAACGGAAUUUUUGCUUGAUCCACGGCAGCAGACAGUUCCAUUCCUGGGAAGGCGACAGAUGAUGAGCCGGAUUGAUUUUCGUUUCGAUGUUUACAGCCUGGGGUCCUUGACCCACACUAAUAAGGAUAGUCAGAUAAGGAAACUGAACUCUUUGGCAAUAUCGAAGCUUUUUCUUGCGUUAUGUGGCUCAAGCUGCAGACCCCGAAAGCUGUAUACCUGCGAUUCUGAUUUCUGUGGUGAUAUAGGCCCCGGAAUUGCCCUCCCCGAAGAACAAUUUGACUCUCUACUGUCUACUUUAAAAGGCCUAGAGGACCUUCAUCUAUGUGUUGAUCUCAAUGAGGCCGCUUGGCUGAAAAUUUUCACGAAGCUAGCACCCCAACUUGGAGGACUGACAUUGUCGCAAGAUCAUAUGCCUGCCUAUCCGGCAAAAAGCUACGUUGGAAACAUGUUCCAUGAUAUUAGCUUCAUUAGACUCCGAGAGCUUCAUAUUCACGAGCUUGAUAUCUAUUCCAACUGUUUGAAAUCACUAUUGCUUAGUGUGAAGAAAACUCUGGUCCUUCUUACACUUCAACGGGUGACAAUACGCAGCGAGGAGUUGAGAGCUGCAGAAAAUCCUGGGUCGCAACACAGCGAGUCCCCCGGCCACCAAGAAAAUGAAAGAUCUAUACCGUGGAUGUCUACCAACACACCUUAUGGCGCUGGAUUUUCUUCCAUUCCACCUUCGAGGCGUUCUAACACACCCACGUUUCAAUUUACAUCGCCAGCAUCUCAGCUCCCUUCGUCAGGGUUUCAUCCAACGUCGCCACUAUACGAACCAACAUCGCCGUAUGUACCAACCUCGCCGUCAUAUGAACCAACAUCGCCGUAUGUACCAACCUCGCCAUCAUUUCAACCAACACCGCCAUCAUUUUCACCAUCGCCAUGGUACACACCGACCGUAGCCCCGCCAGAAUAUGGACCAGCCCCCCUACCAGUCCUUCUAGCAUCUGAAACAGCAUGGGCAGAAAGUGCACCCCAAUUCCCACAGCAUUCCUCGACUUCUGAAUCCUCUGAGUCGACGACAGAAGCAUAUCCAAGCGCAAAGUGGUUAUCUACUUAUCACCCAUAUUCUCCACCUGAUUAUACUCGAGGCUCAGUCUGUCCGACCUGGGAAACCCAAAUGGCAUGGAAACGCAACGAAGAAAAGGUGACUUGUAUGUCUAGCCUUCUGGGCACUUUACAGAACGAGCUAUCUCUAGAAACACUCUCAUUGGAAGAUAUCAUCUGUGACGACAAUUAUUAUUAUUUCAAAAAUAUCGACAAUGGAACCGAACAAAGCGGUCGAGUGGAUUUUGAUAUUCGCGAAGCUAGUAUUUCGUUCAAAGAAUGGAUUUCCCGUUUGAGUCUAGUGGCUCACUGUCCGGGUUAUCGCAUUCUAGCCCUCAAGGAAGACGAAGGUUGGUAG
This is a messenger RNA of Penicillium longicatenatum, 1908 nucleotides long. Its product is annotated as F-box protein. Gene Ontology annotation, molecular function: protein binding. The record is from RefSeq and is a predicted model, not a curated record. NCBI's taxonomy places the organism in Eukaryota, Fungi, Ascomycota, Eurotiomycetes, Eurotiales, Aspergillaceae. The coding region runs from base 1 to 1908 and encodes 635 amino acids. The transcript has a single exon.